GCUCCAAAGAACUUUGAAGAGCGCCUGCGCGAGCCGACUCGUUCCUUUCUCCUCGUUGGUCGUCUGAAGGCAAGAUGGGUCACCAGCAGCUCUACUGGAGUCACCCACGGAAGUUCGGCCAGGGUUCCCGCUCUUGCCGCGUCUGCUCCAACCGCCACGGCCUGAUCCGCAAAUACGGGCUGAACAUGUGCCGCCAGUGCUUCCGGCAGUACGCGAAGGACAUAGGCUUCAUUAAGUUGGACUAAGCCACCUUGAUUCGACUGACUACCAAGUGGAAUGGAUCAUGCUGGUCUUUGUGCACAAAGAAUAAAAAUGUGAAGAACUUUAA
Mus caroli (Ryukyu mouse) is the source of this 328-nucleotide messenger RNA. RefSeq names its product ribosomal protein S29 (gene Rps29). Gene Ontology annotation, cellular component: cytosolic small ribosomal subunit; ribosome. Gene Ontology annotation, molecular function: structural constituent of ribosome; zinc ion binding. The record is from RefSeq and is a predicted model, not a curated record. Lineage: Eukaryota; Metazoa; Chordata; Mammalia; Rodentia; Muridae. Gene Ontology annotation, biological process: cytoplasmic translation.